Bipolaris oryzae ATCC 44560 is the source of this 1341-nucleotide messenger RNA. RefSeq lists its product as uncharacterized. The coding region runs from base 1 to 1341 and encodes 446 amino acids. Gene Ontology annotation, molecular function: transaminase activity; pyridoxal phosphate binding. Lineage: Eukaryota; Fungi; Ascomycota; Dothideomycetes; Pleosporales; Pleosporaceae. The transcript has 3 exons. The record is from RefSeq and is a predicted model, not a curated record.
AUGGCACUAUUGAGAUAUGAUCAAACGAGAAAAGUCGAAAGCGCUCUUCUUGAGGCUCGCAAGCGAUAUGUUGCCGCUAAUCCCAUAUCCUCCUCUUUGCACCAAAAAGCCCUGGAACACCUUCCUGGAGGCAAUUCGAGGACCGUCUUGUAUUCGGCGCCGUUCCCCCUGAGUAUGGUGUCUGGACAGGACUCGUUCCUUAUAGAUGAAGAUGGGCACAAAUAUACCGAUCUAGUUGGCGAAUUCUCCGCUGGUCUUUAUGGACAUUCAGAACCCCUCAUCCAAGAUGCUAUCCGAGCGACACUUACAGAUACUGGAUUGAAUUUGGGUGCACAUACACGACACGAAGUCGAGUAUGCCUCCCUACUGUGCUCUAGAUUCAAUUUAGAAAAUGUCCGGUUUUGCAACUCUGGGACCGAAGCGAACAUCCACGCCUUAAUGCUGGCCCGGGCAUUUACGAAGAAACGGAGAUUCGUCGUCUUCACGGGUGGAUAUCAUGGCGGGGUUUUGUGUUUCCGAGAAAAACCAGCGAUGAAUACGAUCAAUGAUAUGGAUUUCCUGGUCGCUGAGUAUAAUAACAUUGAAACUGCGACUAGUGUUAUUGAAAGUAAUUCAGAUAUCGCUGCAGUAAUCGUUGAAGGUAUGCAAGGUGCAUCUGGUAAUAUUCUCGGCGGCGAAGCCUUCUUGUAUGCCAUACAGGCCUCAGCUCGCAAGGUCGGCGCUGUUUUUAUUCUUGACGAAGUAUUGACUUCUCGACUCGCUCCUGGGGGCCUCCAAAGCAUACUGUCACUCAAACCCGAUAUAACGACUCUUGGGAAGUAUCUUGGAGGUGGCCUAGCUUUUGGGGCUCUCGGCGGUAGAAGAGAGAUCAUGAGUGCGUUUGACCCCCGAAGUCCAACAGCGCUACCCCAUUCGGGCACGUUUAAUAACAACACAUUGGUAAUGCGAGCUGGGUUUACGGGUCUUUCCCGUGUUUACACACCGGAAAAGGCGGUUGCUUUCAAUCAAAACGGGGAAACUCUGCUGAGACGCCUCCAGGAGCUCUGCAAAGGCACGCAGUGUGUUUGGACAGGACGCGGUUCGCUUCUCGCUGUGCAUUUCCUGCCGACAGGGUGCACCAACAUUAGAUCAAUUGCCGACCUUGAAGAAAAUGAGGGAUUGAAAGAACUGUUUUGGUUGGAGAUGAUGGAAUGCGGAUUUUGGACCGCACGACGAGGAUCCAUAGCUAUCAUGCUGUGUACACCUCAGUCCGAACUCGACCGGUUCUAUAGAUCUGUGGAGCAGUUUUUGGCACGAUAUUCGGAGAUUUUAGUCUUGGACAAUACGCCGUCAAAAACAUGA